GCGGAUUUAGAGGGGGGGCCCGGGGGGCCCGGGCCCCCCCUUUUGUGAUCACAAAGAAAAAAAAAGAAGAACUAAUUAUGAAAAAAUGAGAUAAAAUUAGACACUUUGUGUGCUAAAAAUGUUGAAUUCAAAGUCGUGAAUGAAAUAUACACUACAUAUGGCUGGGGUUCAGUUGUUUCAUUUCAUUAUAGAAUGUGUUGUUAGUUUCUAACUGUUGACAGUUCUUUCCUGUAACGUGUUUCAGGAUAUCAAUUAAUGCCAUUUACCCAUGCGGGUUAUCAAAUUUAUGACUUAGAUCUCAGUGAUGUGUUUCUUAAAUGUUACAUUUAGCUCUCCCUAAUUUCACUCCUGUAAAUUAAUGAUUGUAUGGGUUUUCCCUUUUGUAUUAACUACACCUCUCUAUUCAGCCGUGAUUGUGUAUAGUGAGUUCAGUUAACUCAAUUUAUAAUAUUUUCCGAAGUUUAACUUAAAAAUGAACCAUUCGAUCUAUGAAAGUUCAUUGAAGGAAAUUGAGAGUAAACUCUCAAACUCUUCUAAAGAAACUCGAAAAAAAUCUGAUGAGGACAACCUGGCCCGUGCACUGCUGCCUGGGGAUAUUAAGGAAAUACUAGGGGAGGAUGGUGUGCUUGACCCCAUUAAGACAACUGGGAACGGGAAUUGCCUUUUUAAUGCAAUUUCACUUGCGUUGACAGGUGAUGAAUCCCUAAGCAAAACGUUACGAGUAGCAACAGCAUGCGAACUGCAUUUGUAUUCAGAAUUUUAUGCCAAUCAUCCAAAACUCACUGAAAGUUCCAAGCAUCGCGAAAUAAUGACGCAAGAUCAGAAUACACUAUUUUCAUUUACACUCUCUGAUGAGGCUGAUAAAUUAUUUAAUGACACAAGAUGUAAAAAAUCUGCGGUUCAAGAGGAAGCAAACAGAACCUUAAUAGAGGGAUGUUGGUCAGGUUUGCAACAAAUAUUUGCAGUUAGCUCUGUAUUACGAAAACGCAUUUUUGCCGUCUAUCCUGAGUGCAAUUUCGGUAUUAGACCUCUCAUGCAUGGCUUGAUAAACCCAAGAGAAGAAUGCCUAGAUUCUGAUAUUAUUAGUAUUCUUUGGUCAAGAGAUGGGAAUUUGGACAAUACACCAAAUGUAGCUUUUCAGCCAAAUCACUUUGUCCUCUUGGAUAUUAAAGAUUUGGGAUGGACCAUAGUUGGAAAACAAAAACGCAAGUUCAAUGACGAUCAUUUAACUGAACCAUCAUCUUCACCCAAAAAGAAAGUUUUCCAGCCAAAAAUAAGUGAUUUGUUUAAAUCUCGACCGUCACCGAAAACAAUCUCAGAUAACAUUGAAAAAGAUGAUCCAGCUCGAGAUCCAUGUGGCCUGGUAAACGAAAAGGAAAUCCCAAAGACUUUUGUGCCUUCACAGUCAAUACCUGAGGAUAUUCUUCUCACAGAUACCAUUUCUUUUGGUGUUAAACCAUUAGAAACCAUGAAUGAUGAAAUGAAAAACACCAUAAUAGCAAACCGAGUGCCCCCAGAGAAUUAUAAAUUCCCAUCGAAAAAAUAUGUCGACAAAAAAAAGAAAAGUGGAUUUCGAUUGAGGUCUUGUCAGCAUCAAUGGUUUCAGCAAUUUGAUUUCAUUUCAUACUCAACAAUAGAUGAUGGCGUCUACUGUUUAGCUUGCGUUUUCUUCCCAAAAGAAGGCUUGCGAUCUAAGCAGUUAAUUACUGAGCCAUAUCGUAAUUGGAAGGAUGCUGUGGCAGAUUUGAAGAAUCAUUCUCAAUGUCACUAUCACAAAUCGUCUGCAGAUGUAAUGCGUCAUUUUCUUCAAACUUACAAAAAUUCAUCGUGUCGAAUUGACAAUAUUUUAGACACUAAAUUGCAAAUUCAGGUUGCAAAAAAUCGAAAAAUCUUAACUUCUAUCCUCAAGUGUGUCGAAUUCUGUGGUCGGCAGGGUAUUCCACUACGUUCCCAUCGUGACGAUGAUACAUGUGACGACAAUACAAAUUUGGGGAAUUUGAAAGAACUAUUGAAGCUUUGUUGUCACUUAGGAGAAGAUGAACUUAAGGAGCAUCUUCAAUCAUGUGCGAAGAAUGCCAAAUAUUCAUCUAAAACUACGCAAAAUGAACUCUUGGAUUCAGUAAAAAUAUAUUUGCAGCGUGAGAUCGUCAAUAGAGUGAAACAUCAAAAGUACAAUGACUUUUUUGGAAUUCAAGCUGACGAAGUUUCUGAUGUGUCUAAUAAAGAGCAGUUAGGAUUGGUGAUAAGAUAUCUUGAAGAUGAUGUACCUGUGGAAAGAUUUGUUGAAUAUGUCGUAUGUGAAAGUGUGACUGGUGAGGCAUUGUCUGAACAAAUUAUUAAAACUGUCAGCUCUUUAGGUUUAGAUAUGAACAAAUGUCGUUCACAGUCAUAUGAUGGUGCUGGGAAUACGGCUGGAGCAAACAAAGGAUGCGCCAGCAGGAUAAAACGUUUGUUUCCAAGAGCAGAAUAUUAUUAUUGCAUGAAUCAUGAUCUGAACCUGGCUGUUUCAAAAUCUUGUAGAAUACCAGAAAUACAAAUCAUGUUAGAUACGUGCAAACAAAUCGGAUUAUUUUUCAAAUUUUCACCAAAGAGACAACAUGCAUUUCAAACAUUUGUUGAUAAUGUGAAUGCAACAAGUAAGGAAGAUGGAGAAAAGAUAAAAUCAAAAUCAAUAAAAACACUUUGUGAAACUCGAUGGAUUGAAAGGCACACAACUGUUCAAAACAUCGCACAUGCAUACGAAGCCCUGACUGAUUGUUUAACAAAUAUUGUUUAUGGGAAAAAUGGCUGGGAUGUAAAGAGUAUCACAGAGUCUAAUGGGCUACUAUCAAGUCUUUGUAGUUCGAAGUGGAUUGUUGCGAUACAUGUAUAUCUGAAGUUUUCGGGAUACCUCAAAUCAUUGAGUGGACUUCUUCAAGGACCAACCCAAGACAUUAUAUCUGCUUUUCAGAAAGUCAACAUUGUCAUACAAGAGCUGGAGCAAAUAAGAAGAGACAGUGACCAUUCAUUUAAUGAAGUGUGGGCUGAGUCAGAGAUUAUGGCUAAGAAAGUAUCUACAACCUUAGGAGUCCCAAGAAUGUGCAACAGACAAACAACAAGAAAUAAUGUUUCAGCAGAUACCCCAAAACAGUACUUUUGUAGAUCAGUCUUUUUCCCUUACCUUGACCAUUUGCUGUCUGAACUGAAAUCUCGUUUUUCAACAGCAAAUGCAAUAACAUCAAAGGCUCUUAGUUUAAUUCCUUCAAACUUGCAUUUACUUGAUGAUCAGCAAGUACGUUCAAUUGUAGAUCAUUUUGAAAACGAUCUGCCAUGCAAAGAACAAUUUUUCAGUGAAAUUCAGUUAUGGAAAAGGGAAUGGUCCAACCCAGAGUUGUCUAUGUCACUGCCUGACAAUCUCAGAUCUACUAUUCAACAAACCAACUCCAAAUUCUACCCAAACAUUUCUACAAUUCUGAGACUUCUCCUUCUAAUGCCAGUAUCAGCUACCUCUGUGGAAAGAAGUCAUUCAAGCUUGAAGGAUGUGAAAACCAAAAAACGAAGUGUUAUGUCAGAAGAUCGCCUUAAUUCACUGAUGUUGUUAUAUAUCCAUCGUGAUUUGCAACUUGAUUACGAUAAAAUUAUUGACAUCUUUGCAUCAAAACAUCCUAGACGACUUCAACUGGCAUACCCACUUUCUUGA
Saccostrea cuccullata (small rock oyster) is the source of this 3679-nucleotide messenger RNA. Its product is annotated as 52 kDa repressor of the inhibitor of the protein kinase-like. The coding region runs from base 473 to 3679 and encodes 1068 amino acids. The transcript has 2 exons. Gene Ontology annotation, molecular function: protein dimerization activity. Lineage: Eukaryota; Metazoa; Mollusca; Bivalvia; Ostreida; Ostreidae. The record is from RefSeq and is a predicted model, not a curated record.